AUGGCGGACGUUCCGUCGAAUGUCACUUAUAAACAGCUUCAUGAACGGUUUGUGAGUAAUUUGAAUGGCACAUCGGUGUUUGAAAUCGGCAAAGUUGCUAGUGCUGCGCCAAUUGGUAUUUUUCUUAGGUCAAUCUUAUUUAAUAUAUUGUUUGCGAAGCAAGAAAACCUUACUGGUUCACUCUUCUGUUGGUGAGUAUAACACACUUUUCUUUGAAAGUGCAAACACUCGAAAAUCGAGAUCUCUUACAGUAGUAAUUAAAAAAAAUCGAGCUGAAGAUAUUUUGCUAUGAAAAUAACGAUGACUGUUCUCAUUAAAAAACUACUGUAUUUCAAGGAAAAAGUGUUAAUCGGUGCGCUAGCUGUAGAUUUCCAACUCGAUAUAAUUUGAAGUUUUCUACUGAUAUGCCCAAUAAAUUCGGAUUUUUAAGGAAAGAAACUAGCAUCGGAAAUUUUCUGCUAACUAUGCCAAUUUUAGAGCGCUUAGACUCAACUUCGAGUAUAGAAUAGCUGGCUGUAUGAUAUGGACUACUUCGAUGAGUCCACGCUUUUCGAUUUCCUCUCCAUCAAGGAAAAAUCUGCCUAGUUGUCCAAUAGAUCAACGAGAGUUUUUAAAACCUAGGAAGUUUCAUGACAGUCCCUGGCAAACUUAUGAAAUUAUUGGAUCCAAAACUGAUGGUAAUUCUCAUAAGAAAUAUGAAUUUUGGCAAGUUUUGGGCUCCAUAAUUUCAUGCGUUGGAAGUUGGUAACAGAUACCACUAAAACUUAGCAUGUUUUCAAAACUCAGCAUUGUAAAUGGAAAUAUGGAAGGUUUUACAAAGUUUGAGUUGAAAAUCAAAGAAACUGAAAUGAAUUUGGCAAGAAGCAGCAUAAUUUGUAACUUGCAACCCUUUUCCUCCCAUGAUCUGAUUGUCAAUUCUCCCUUCUCGCUGCUACACAUUUCUAUGUAAAUUAAUUACGAGAAUUUGGUGUUAGAUCAAGAUAACUUCUACCCAAUAAGUUUGAAUAUUCUCAUUACCUGUUUUCUGGAUAAUAUAUAUAUAUUUUAGGGAGAAGUUACAUGUUACACUGUAAUCACUUCUUUGAGUUAAAUGGUUAACAGAUGUUUUCUUCUGUGCAUAGUUCUAUCCCAAGCCCUAGGUGCCGCAGUUGCUUUUGAGUAUUAGACCCAGUACCUUAACCCUUUAAUCUGUAACAGUGACUAGCAUCUAAUUUCUCCUUACAAUAUCGCCCCUAAAUCACACAUUAUGGUAACAAGAAUAAAGGAAAUGGUUACCAACUAAAAAAGUUCUGGAUUAUGACACAAUUUCUUCUCAUCAGCACCUGAGGGAAUGUAUAGGGAACAGUAUGGAGAAUUUGCAUGCUUAUGUUAGGGUGGAAAGGGUUAAAAGAAACUGUUGAAAUGAACUUUUUGUCGAGUAGAACAUAUUUUUGUUGACUUUUUUUUCUUUUGUAGCAUAGUCUUUCUGUUGGAGUAUUGUACCCUGGUGGUCCCCUCAUUACUGGCAGUGACCAUUCUGGCUGAUCACAUAAAUAUGCUAAUUACAACCUGUUUAUGUCUAUCAAUGGGGAUGUUGUUCUUGCAAGCACUGAACACCAGUAAACUUCAAAAACAGAAAUUUCGAGCAAUACUAUUUGCUGACAUGUCUGGAAGACUGCCUUUUAUUGGAAGCUUCAGAGCGUAUGUAGUGAUUGCUACAGCCAUCUGUAUACUUGCUGUUGACUUUGUCAUAUUUCCUCGGCGCUUCGCCAAAGCAGAAACAUAUGGAAGUGGACUGAUGGACAUGGGAGUUGGAGCAUUUAUAUUUUCUAAUGCUAUAGUAUCACAAGAAGCAAGAAGUGUUCAUUCAACUGAAACAUUGAGCAGCUUUUUCGGGGUGCUAUUUAGAUCUUUGAGGUCUUCUUUACCAUUACUAGUAAUUGGUUUUUUGCGUCUGAUUUCUGUCAAAGGAACAGAUUAUCAAGAGCAUGCAAGCGAGUACGGGGUUCACUGGAACUUUUUCUUCACUUUAUUUGUUGUAAGGGUGAGUAAAAAGUGUUCUUUUGCUAUAAAUUACUUUUCAAUGGCACGCUUUUCAACUGAGUGUCUUAAAACCAUAACCAAAGUAAUCUCAAUAAUAUAUCACAGUAAGCAAAAUAUUGCAAGAAGCUCAUUAGAACUCAAAGCAAAAACUUUUUUACUGCCUGGAGUGCAGGUCUGACUAGCAGGGUUUUUUUUCUUUCUUUCAUUCAUCUUUCAUUCUUUCAUUAACCCUUUAACUCCCAGAUCAAAUUUGUAAUUCUCCUUACUGUCAACCAUACUAUUCUUAUAAUGUUAGUAGUCAGAGAAUUUAGAAUUGGAUCAACUAAUUAAUUUUUCUUUAUUCCCAUCACUUAUUUGGUCGAUAUUGCAUUGAUAUUGUAAGGAGAAAUUCUGUCUUGGUCACUCAUGGGAGUUUAAGGGUUAAUUAAUAAAUUCAUUGAUUCUGAUCAUUGAUUCAUUGAUUUGUUUGUUCUUUCUUUGUUUCUUUCUUUUUUCAGACGUUCUUUCUGUCUCUCUUACUCUCUUUUAGUCUGUCAUUUGACCAGUCCAUCUGUGUAUCCUUCCAUCCAUCCAAUCGCUCCUUCCAUCUGUCCAGGUCUCAGUCAAAUUGCAAUCCUUCAUUCAUGCAUUCUGGCACUCCCUCUCUUAUUCACUCAUCUUCAUUUACAUCUUCAUUUUCUCACCUUGUAGGUAAUGUCAACAGUGCUUGUUAGAUUCAUCCCUGGUCACAGCUGGUACGGUGUAACAGGAAUUAUUUUAGCUGUCUUGUAUCAAUACCUCCUUAGCAUGGGUGGUUUGAGAGAGUUUACAUUAAAUGGAACACAAGGAGAUGGAUCACGUCAAGGAUUACUGGAUGCAAAUAGAGAAGGGCUAUGUUCGUGUGUUGGUUAUUUAGCUCUCUACCUUAUUGCUGUUCAGUUUGGAAAAUUUCUCUUUUGUAAACGGUAAGAGUUUAUGUGGGGUUAAGCUUUGAUUUCAUAAAUGUAAGAUGGUUCAUGCUCUUACUCUGUGCUUGGCUUCUCAUGUCAGGCACCACCAAAGUAUGCAAAGCAAGUUUAUAGUUGUGCAAAAGCAUUAGAUCAUCAUUUAAUUCCUGGAAGUGUAUGUAGGUUGUUUCUCACAGACAUCUAGUCACCUGAAAGUGUAAACUUUGAGCAUUCAUUUUUUCUAAGCAAAAUCAUUUCCAUGAGUCAUGAGAAAUAAGUAAAAAGAUAUUUUGGUGAUUGCUCCCUCUCUACAGAGUUCAUGUGGCUCUGGCGUAUUUUUUGGGUCUGUUUUGACUGACUUGCAUGUCUGACUCUAUUGACUAAAAAGGUCUGCUCAUACUCAUAAGUUUAGGUUCAACAUCUGAGGGGAACACUGUCUUGUAUUUUUCCUUUUACUGAAGUCCUGUCUCUUGUUCCAGCAAAAAUUCUACCUACUUUAGUUUGUAACCCUCUCUAACAUUUUUUUAAAGAAAUCAUGUCUCAACCUUUUAAGUCCCAUGAGUGACCAAACAGAAUUUCUCCUUACAAUAUCAAUACAACAUCAACCUGGUAAGUGAUGAGAACAAAGAAAAAUAUCAAUUUGGGGAUAAUUAAUUGAUCCAAUACUAAAUUCUCAGAACUAAUGUUGUAAGAAUUGUAUAGUUGACAUUAAGGACAAUUGCAAAUUUUAUGUGGGAGUUAACAGGUUGAAAGACGGCAACGGGAUGUCUAAUCAAAACAAAGAAAACCAGCAUAAGAUAAUAUAGUCAAUUAACUAAUAUAUUCAAUUUGUUACAUCCAAACUGUUUGUUAAGUACCUCAGGUAAUCAUUGAAUGUAUCUGUGUAAGACUUUUUAUGAUCCUCUUCUGUUGCUUUUUAGGAACACUGUAGGACAGUGGAUCAAAGCAUUUUUAAUCCUAGUCACCAUUGAUGUUACAUUUUAUGCAUUGGUUCGUAUAUCACAGCAGUUUGUCAGCCCUAUUUCAAGAAGAAUGGCAAACUUAUCUUUUGUCCUGUGGCAGGUAUGUUUGCAGGACAAUGUAGACUUCAUAACAAAAUGACAGCAAAAAGUAUAACUCUGAUAAAUAAUAAUAAAAGCACACAUGAAAUCCACACUAAUAAAAUAACAUACAUAUCUCCAAUAACUUAAGUUGUAUGAACUUAUUUAAUUUUUAUUACAUAGUAUUUUGAACAAUGCUGUUUCUUGUGUCAGGUGGUAGGUACUGUGGUGCUCUAAUAAGGUUAACAAAUCUGAAAACUAGUUAUAACAAAAUUGAAUUUUCAUGUCAAGAACAUGAAUGGAAGAAAUAGCAAGCAUUGGAAAUUUCAUGUUGAUGCAAACAAAUGGCAGUCUGGAAACAUUCAUAUCCAUUUACUGUUGCAUUUGUUUGUAGGAUUAGGAGUAUCAUAGAUGUUCUACCUCAAUCAUGUAGAUCACUGUCAUAUCUCCAACUGUCAAAUUAAUUUACUCUACUGUAGCAAAACACAGCUAAGUGGUGGUUGAUAACAGGGAUUUUACACUGUUGACCUCUUACCGCGGUCUGUUAAGCCUGCUAGCAGGUUCUCGUGUUAGUGGUUUGCCUUACAGCCCCUCCUUUGGGCAAAGUUACCUAUUACACCACCUUCAGUUGCUCCUGAAAAAAAUUAUUGAUACCCCUGUUGAUGAGGUAGCCAAAUCAAGGAUGCUUGUCAGCUGUUUUUUCAGCAUUGGUUUUGCUUUGCUUCCACAUUUCUAGGUUUACAAUAUGAUUUAGAGCUAGUGAAGUAAAAUUUAUGCUAUGCAUAUGCACUAACCCUUCGACUCCCAGAUGUGAUUAACCUGUAACUUCUCCCUAAAAUAUCCAUAUACUAUCCUGUAAACGGGUAAUGAGAAUACUCAAACUUAUCAGGUAGAAGUUGUUAUCCUGAUUUAAAACCAAAUUCUUGUGACCAAUUUAUGAGGAAAUGUGUAGCAGCUAGAGGGGAGAAUUUACAAUCAGAUCUAGGAGUUAAAGGGUUAAGUCCCAGCCAGACCAUGGAUUUUACGAACAUGUUUGUCACUGGCCCUGUUACCUUAAGCUGCCAUUUUGAAGAAACUUUAUUCAAACAGCCGACGGUAACCGUAACCUCCAAAAAGUCAUUCUUCCAAUUAUGUUGUUGCUUAUGUAUGUUUUGUUCCUCUUUAGGUGGGAUACAAUGUUCAACUUAUCUCAGAGUUCUUGCUUUGUGAUAUACUGAUAACCACUGCAAAUCACCUGGGCUUGCUUGAAGGCGCAAUAACUGGAGGCUGUCACGUUUGUUAUCCCGGAAAAGUCCCGGAUGAGAAUGGCAAAACGUCACGGACCAAGCAGAAGAUGCCAUGCACAUGUUUCAUAUCAGCUGUUAACCGAAAUCAGCUUUUGUUCUUUUUGCUUUCAAAUGUAUUAACGGGAAUGGUGAACUUUUCCAUAAAGACAAUAUUCUGUACUCCACUGAAGGGAUUUGUAAUAGUUGGUAUUUACCUGAUGGUGUUAAACUUUUUAAUUUCUGUCUUACAUCUACGAGGGAAAACUUUGAAACUUUAAUGAAAUUCAUACAGAUCACUGGGCAUGUCAGGC
This is a messenger RNA of Pocillopora meandrina, 5564 nucleotides long. The record is from the annotation of a GenBank genome assembly. NCBI's taxonomy places the organism in Eukaryota, Metazoa, Cnidaria, Anthozoa, Scleractinia, Pocilloporidae.